CCCGAAUGUAUUCCAUUUGCUUGCUCCGUUACCCUACAUGAUUGCUGGCUUUCUUGCGCGGUGAAAAGCAACGCCUAUUGGAGCGCGUUGUAGCCGGUCAAUGGCCUCGACUGACCGCAGUACAGCUGCGGAAUCGAGCGACACCAGGGACGAUUCCCCGCAGGACGACACCUAUGCCGCUCCCUACGGUCGCUCCUGCUUAGACUGCUUUCAGGCCAAGUGCAAGUGCAUCUACUCCAAAGCCAGCGGGAAAUGUCAGAGGUGCCAACGCUUGGACAAGGAAUGCCGUCAGCCCGCUACUACCCGCCGCUCGACCACACGAAGAUCAGCCGUCUCUAAGAGCACAUCGAAGACAAACCGGCUGGAGGAUAAGAUAGAGGACCUGGUUGCGCUGCUCCGGGCAGGCGUAAAUCCUGGAAAUGCUUCUACAACUUUACUCAGAGAGCUGGCGCAAUUACCCGAGAACCAGAAGUCCACCGGCAGCAAUGCUGUGUCGCCACCAGGCCAUUCUGACAUCUCUAUGAGUAGCUCAGGACCUAGCUCCGUUUACACACGCCUCACGAAUGGCACAGAGUCGACACCAGAAGCUAGCCUGUCGGACGGCGGAGGAGGCUCGUUAUCGACAGGCGUCUCAGCCGAGCAUGAAAUGGAGCCAACAGGCGUUCAGGCAGAGGAAUAUUUUACUGUGUUUCUCACUCAAAUGCUACCGUACUUUCCGUGCAUAUACGUUCCACCAGGCACUACUGCGCAGAAGCUCCGUCGUGAUAAUCCUUUUACAUGGGUUUGUAUCAUGGCUAUCGCGUCCAAAAGCAGCGCACAACGUCGCAUUCUCUUUGAUCGAAUCAAACAAACGGUUGCGCAAAGAUUAGUGCAUGAAUACACCUGUCGCGAACUUGAUAUGCUUCAAGGGAUUCUCCUAUAUCUUGGGUGGUCCAAUCAGCAGGUCUACAACAAGGCCAACAUUUACGUCUUUGCACAGUUAGCAAUGGGAAUCGUCUACGAAAUGGGUCUAUUCAACCCAGAAGCGAAGGGGAAGCAUAUGUUGCUGUGUGUUCAUCCAGAACCGCACGAGAACCGUACGGCACCCCCGCGCCAGGUUAUGGAGGAGCGCAGAGCUGUUCUGGGGUGCUUUCUAUUGACAUCCACAAUCGCAACCUUUCUGCAGCAGAGUGACUCUUUGCGCUGGACACCUCAUUUGGAAGACUGUCUGCGCCUCCUUGAAGAGCAGCAAGAGUGUGCCAAUGACGGAAUUCUUGUGCAGCAAGUUCGACUUCAAUUAGUCACGGACAGACUCAGUUUGGGUAGCAGGUAUGGAGGUUCAGCGAGCGUUGAGUCGAUGCGACCGUCGCCUUCCGUUUAUCUCCGCCCAAUGCAGACGCAGCUGCAGUCACGCCUUCAGGAAAUCAUGAGCAGACAUGGUUCUCACUCUAAGGGAUAUAAAAUUGUCCUCUUGCAUCAUUACAACACCUCGCUGAGUCUCUAUGAAUCUGCGCUCCCAAAGGGUGCCAUUUCAUCAACUGUUAAUGUGACGUACGAGCACCUUGACUACCUGUAUGGUUGCCUCGACGCCACGAAGUCCUGGUUUGAUGUAUUCCUGAGCAUACCGCCCGGGGAAUACAUUGGAUUCCCCUUCGCCGUGUUCGCCCAAAUGGUCCAGAAUCUGGCCACUCUCUUCCAGCUCUCCACUCUAGAGAGUUCACUUUGGGAUACGACCAAUGUUCGACGAACGGCCGAUAUCUUACAGAUUUUGGACACGGUCGUCAGCAAUAUGAGCCUAGUUGCGACCAUUAAUGGCCUGGAUGGAGAUCCUGGAGCAGAUAUCUUCUCUACAAUAGCUCAGACAUAUCACGCUGUCCGCGUGGGAUGGGAAACCAGGCUCUUUACUAACCCCAUAGGUUCAUCUGCGGUGGAUUCAGUCCCACAAAUCCUUAAUCAGACUCUUUCCGAUAUCCUCACUACCCCGGCUGAUCCUUUACCACUGAUUGGGGAUAAUGAUUGGUUGACAGAUGCGCUGAACACCAUGAACCGCAAUGAGAAUGGAUGAUCGGACUGGUGCUCAAGUCAAGCCGAGAUUGCAUGCCCUACAGCAGGAUUACUGGUCGAAUGUGGGGAUAGUGAAGUAAUCUACACCAAGGUUCUGACACUGUCUACGGCGACGCACGCUUGCCAAAAUUUUCUGAAGUGGUCACCACCAGCAAGCC
Messenger RNA from Aspergillus welwitschiae, 2201 nucleotides. RefSeq names its product Zn(II)2Cys6 transcription factor. Gene Ontology annotation, molecular function: transcription cis-regulatory region binding; DNA-binding transcription factor activity, RNA polymerase II-specific; zinc ion binding. The record is from RefSeq and is a predicted model, not a curated record. Gene Ontology annotation, biological process: regulation of DNA-templated transcription. The coding region runs from base 101 to 2044 and encodes 647 amino acids. NCBI's taxonomy places the organism in Eukaryota, Fungi, Ascomycota, Eurotiomycetes, Eurotiales, Aspergillaceae. The transcript is spliced from 5 exons. Gene Ontology annotation, cellular component: nucleus.